Molecule: messenger RNA, 1569 nt
Organism: Uranotaenia lowii
Lineage: Eukaryota; Metazoa; Arthropoda; Insecta; Diptera; Culicidae
Exons: 1
Coding region: 1-1569 (522 amino acids)
Source: RefSeq, a predicted model, not a curated record
AUGACCGAAAUGGAUAUCAGAAACGCUAUCCUCCGGCUCACCGAUAUCCUGGCCAACCAGCAGCAGCAGAUUGCAGUUCUCCUACAGAACAACGCAGUUCCCCAGGCUGGGAGCGAGAAAAUAAUCGAGUCGCUGGCAACGGGAAUUCAAGAAUUCCGGUUCGACCCAGACGGCGGAAUAUUUUUCGACUCCUGGUUCGCUCGGUACGAAGACGUCUUCAGGCAAGAUGGGCAACAUUUGGACGACGCUGCCAAGGUCAGGCUGCUCCUCCGGAAAGUCGAUACGCAGUUCCACGAACGGUAUCUGAACAGCAUUUUGCCUAGUCACCCUCGAGACUUUGACUUUGAAACAACAGUGACAAAGCUCAAGCGUCCCUUCGGUCGACAAAAAUCGCUGUUCAACGCACGGUACCAGUGCCUGCAGUACAAGAAGGACGACGCAGAUGAUUUCACCGCAUACGCAGCUUCCAUCAACAAAAACUGCGAGGCGUUUCAACUCAACCGGCUUACUAGUGACCAGUUCAAAGCUCUGCGUUUCGUAUGUGGUUUACAAUCGCCACGGGACGCUGACAUACGAACUCGGCUCAUUAGUAAGCUCGAAGCCGAAGAAAGCGCCCCACCUGCCGAAGGUUGCCAGCUUACCCUGGACAAGCUGGUAGACGAGUGCCACAAGCUCAUCAACCUGAAACAGGACACACAAAUGAUUGAGAAGAAGGACCCCUCAAUCAACGCUGUGUCCCUCCAUCCAAAACCACCCGAGAAGAAGACGAAAAAGGUUCCGAAGACGCCCUGCUGGCUCUGCGGGGACUUCCAUUACGUUCGUGAGUGCCCAUUCCAGAAUUCCACCUGCGGAAAAUGCAAACGCAGGGGCCACAAAGAAGGGAACUGUUCUUCAGCCGAAUCAAAGCGGAAACCAACCGACAAGCAUCACCCGAGCAACCGAAAGAUGAAGAGCAUCAGUUUGGUGAAACCUGUUGACAUCUCCAAAAAGCGCAAAUUUGCUGAGGUAAAUUUGAACGGUGUCAAUGUGAAGCUCCAACUCGACUGUGCGGCCGACAUCACCAUAAUUUCGACGGAAACUUGGGCUUGCAUCGGGAAACCAACAAUCAACCAGACGAACAUCGUUGCGAAUAGUGCAUCCGGGAAUAUGCUCGACGUUUUGGGUGAAUUCAGCGCACGAGUAACCAUCCGGAACGUCUCAAAACGAGCAUGCAUCUACGUCACCAACCAUCCAGAUCUGAACGUCCUUGGCAUCGACCUCAUCGAUACAUUCAACCUUUGGUCGAUUCCCUUCGAUUCACUGGACGGGUCCACUUCGAACUUCCCUAUGCAACCAACAUUCGUCGCUGGGGAUCAAGUCAAGGCGAAAAUUCGACAAAAGAGUUCGGUCAAAUGGAUACCUGGUAGAAUCAUCGAACUCAAAAACGGAGGGAAGUACACCGUACUGCUGGACAACGGUCGACUCAUCAGAUCUCACACCAAUCAACUGAAGGCCUGGUUCAUCGAAGCAGCAGCACCGGUUCCAACACCAAAUCUUCCAUUGUCGAUGUUGUUGGUUGAUUUCGUUUGA